Messenger RNA from Adineta ricciae, 717 nucleotides. The record is from the annotation of a GenBank genome assembly. Lineage: Eukaryota; Metazoa; Rotifera; Eurotatoria; Adinetida; Adinetidae.
AUGGAUGUGAAAGUAACUAAUCAGUAUAGUGACACGAUUAGUAUCAUGCUCGGAAAUGGAACAUUUCAAUCCAUACAAAAUUAUAAUGUAGGUCGACAACCAAUGUAUACUGUUUCAAUGACUUUUAAUAACAAUACCAAAUUAGAUUUGCGAGUAGUCAGUUUCUAUGACGCCGCCAUUAGUAUCGUAAUCGGUAAUGGAAAUGGAAUCUUUAAAAAUCAAAAGAACUAUACUGUUGGCAUAUUUCCCUAUUGUUUGAUCUCGAUUGAUUUCGACCAUGCACAGAAAAUGGAUCUAGCUGUUGUUCUGUAUACCGAAAAGAUGAUUACUGUGCUGCUUGGUGAUGGAAAUGGAACUUUCUCUAGGCAAAACAGCUAUACCAUUGUUCGAUUCCUAGCUUCCAUUAUAACAGUUGAUUUUGAUAACAAUAAGAAAAUGGACUUGAAUGUAGCCAAUCAAUGGGAUAAUGUGAUGGUAGCAACAGAUUUCAAUAAUGACAAAAAGCUCGAUAUAACCAUAGUUAAUUUUGACGAUAGAACACUCAGAUUAUUAUCAGGUGAUAGCGAAGAAAACAUCUCACCUCAAAACCUAUAUUUGACUGGUGCUGAUCCAUCAUCGUUAAAAUCUGCCGACUUAAACAAUGAUAAUCAAUUGGAUUUAGCUAUAACGAAUUUCGACAAUGGCGACUUGUCUUUUGUUUUGAAUAUUUGUGACUAA